Molecule: messenger RNA, 1021 nt
Organism: Monopterus albus (swamp eel)
Lineage: Eukaryota; Metazoa; Chordata; Actinopteri; Synbranchiformes; Synbranchidae
Gene: endou
Product: endonuclease, polyU-specific
Exons: 8
Coding region: 14-1021 (335 amino acids)
Biological process (GO): immune response
Molecular function (GO): polysaccharide binding; RNA endonuclease activity; scavenger receptor activity
Source: RefSeq, a predicted model, not a curated record
UUGCUGAGGCACGAUGAAGGUUAUUCUUAUCCUUGGACUCUGCAUGACCCUGUUCUGCCAGGGAUACAGCACUGGAGCCACGUCUUGCAAAGGCAGAUGUGGUGAGAAAUACAACUCUCAGAAUGACUGCCACUGCAACUCCAAGUGCACUGAGUACAAAAACUGCUGCAGCGACUACACAGAACUCUGUCACAGUGUAGGAGGGGGUGGUGGUAGUGCCAUCACUGAUGCUGAGAUCAAGGCUGUCUCCGAGACCCUUUAUGCUCUGGACUCAAACAAGGCUUCAGCCUCUGAGUUGAUCAUUGACCCUCAGGUGCUGGUACCUGACUCUCAGACAAACCUGCAGACAGAUCUCAGCCCUAGACGCUUGUUCCGCUACCUGGAUGAGGAGGCUCUGUUCUCCAGGCCCACCUAUGCCGCUCUCCUGGCUGUGCUGGACAACUACCACCGGAUGACUGGGCAGGCAGAGGACUUCAGCCCUCAGCAGCUGGCGGAGCAGGACAUUUUUCUUAAGGAGACCAUGUGCACUGAGCUGGGCAAAGAGCUGUUUGCCUUCCUCUACACAAAGGGUAUCUAUGCGUCAAAGGAAGAGUUCAUUCAGGACCUGAAGAUGAUGUGGUUUGGUCUGUACUCCCGUAACAACAACAAGAUGGACUCCAGUGGUUUUGAACACACCUUUGCAGGAGAGGUCAAGGGAGGAAAGGUGUCUGGUUUCCAUAACUGGAUCCAGUUCUAUCUUCUUGAGAAAAGGGGGCACCUGAACUACUACAGCCACAGCUUCAAUGGGCCUUGGACUACCUACCCUGAUGUCCUGGGGAUGCAGUUUAUGUGGGAUGGUUACUUCAAGCAGGUCGGCUCUGCAGUCAUCGGCAGCAGUCCUGAAUUUGACUUUUCCGUUUACAGCCUCUGCUAUAUCGCUCGUCCUGGAAAACUGUGUCGCCUAAGCCUGGGAGGAAAGGAGCUCAGUGUCCAAACCUACACCUGGGAUAACUCUUUUUAUGACAGCAAGCAAUUUACAUAG